CAAAAAACAAUUACCCCAUUUUCAAGAACCAGCUGCAGACCAAGUUUGAAAGGAAAAAAACCUCAGAAAAUGGAAGGAUUCAAAGUAGAUAAAUGGGGUUAUGAAGUAAAGACCAAUUCUGAUUCUUGCAUCUCUUCCAUUAAUUCUUAUUAUCAUCAGGUACUUAGUUAUGGAAGAGAGAGGUCAGUGAUAUUAGAAGCGCCAAAACAAGACCCAACUUGUGUUUUGGCUAAUAUUUUAGCUGCUCAUUAUCUUUCCUCUGCUGAUUCUUCACGUGCUUUGCCUCUUCUUCAAGCUGCCAAGUCUUAUCUUGAACAAGCUAGCUUGUAUGAGAAAGUGGUUUUUGAUGUAAUCAAUUGUUUGAUUUCUCCAAGUAGAGAUGAUGAUGUGGCUGUUGAACUACACUUUAAGCUGCUUAAGGAUUUCCCAAGAGAUCUGGUCUCUCUUAAAAGGGCUCAAGUGCUUUGUUUCUACAUGGGUCGCCCUGAUUUGUCUCUGAAACUUGUUGAGCAGGUCCUAUCAGUAAAUAAACAAGAAAGUUACAUUUAUGGCAUGCUCGCUUUUUCCCUAUUAGAACUUGGUCGAUACACAGAUGCAGAAGAAGCUGCAAACAAAGGCUUUGAGAUUGAUAGUGAAGAUGCCUGGACACACCAUGCUCUCUGUCAUGUUUAUCAGUACAAGUGUCGUUUUAAAGAAGCUGUACAAUUUAUGGAGAAGUGCUCAAGAACCUGGAGUUCUUUGUCAUCUUUUAUGUAUACACACAAUUGGUGGCACGUCGCGCUUUGUUAUUUGGAAGGUCAUUCUCCCAUGGAAAAAGUAAGAGACAUGUAUGACCAGAACAUCUGGAAAGAGUUGGAAAGAAGCGAUGCCUCUCCAGCCGAAGUGUACUUGAAUGCUGUUGGUUUGUUACUCCGGGUAUAUGUACGAGGUGGGAUUAAUGUCUUUGGGGAUCGUUUGAAGAUCCUAGCUGAUUGUCUGACAAAUAAAGCUUUCUGGUAUCUUGAAUGGCACCUGGAUGUAUUGGUGGUAUGGGCCCUAUCUUGUACAGGCGAAGUUUCUAAGGCAGAAGAGUUACUCGAGGGUUUGAAAUCCAGAAUUUCCAAAAUGACCAAGAAAAAACGACAACAUAUGCAGCGAGCAAUGCUGCUUGCAGAAGCUCUAUUCGAAUAUGGCAAGGGUGAAAAUGAACGGGCGUUGGAAUUUCUUGACGAGACAUUUGAUGCUAUUAACUACAAGGUAGUUUGGA
Messenger RNA from Nicotiana tabacum (common tobacco), 1246 nucleotides. NCBI's taxonomy places the organism in Eukaryota, Viridiplantae, Streptophyta, Magnoliopsida, Solanales, Solanaceae. The record is from RefSeq and is a predicted model, not a curated record.